Dunckerocampus dactyliophorus (ringed pipefish) is the source of this 572-nucleotide messenger RNA. It is a transcript of the gene taf13, whose product is annotated as TATA-box binding protein associated factor 13. Bases 117 to 491 code for a protein of 124 amino acids. Gene Ontology annotation, molecular function: protein heterodimerization activity. The record is from RefSeq and is a predicted model, not a curated record. Lineage: Eukaryota; Metazoa; Chordata; Actinopteri; Syngnathiformes; Syngnathidae. The transcript has 2 exons. Gene Ontology annotation, biological process: transcription by RNA polymerase II. Gene Ontology annotation, cellular component: transcription factor TFIID complex.
CAAUGUUUCCUAAAAGGCUCGCCAGCUCCUACAGGAAUCACUUCCGGGUCGACGACUCAAAAGCGGAAGUUGUCUUGUAAACAACAGCUUGCGCCGGCUGUUGGCUGAAUUUCAGGAUGGCGGACGAGGAGGACGAGACCGCCUUCGACGAGGAGCUGGACGAAGGCUGCGGCGGGGUGGACGUGUGCCACGGCCGCAGGAAGAGGCUCUUCUCCAAGGAGCUCCGCUGCAUGAUGUACGGCUUCGGGGACGACCAGAACCCGUACACCGAGUCAGUGGACAUCCUAGAAGACCUCGUCAUCGAGUUCAUCACGGAGAUGACCCACAAAGCCAUGUCCAUCGGGCGCCAGGGCCGCGUCCAGGUGGAGGACAUUGUCUUCCUCAUACGGAAGGACCCCAGGAAGUUCGCCAGAGUCAAAGACCUGCUCACCAUGAACGAGGAGCUCAAGAGGGCCCGCAAGGCUUUCGACGAAGCAAAUUAUGGCUCAUAAUCAGCUGCAUACGUUUAUCUUUUACACUCAUUAUUUAGUGAUGUGUGUCCUCCAUACGUGAAAUAAACUUGUUUAAUUGUC